AUGGCCCACAGCGGAAUAACUACUGGACAGGUCAAACCUCAGCACAAGUGCAGGGAUUGCCGGGCAUUUAAACGAGAUGUCAACUAUCUUGAACAUCUGUUGGGCAAGGAGAGGGCCCGUUGUCGCCAAAACCGAGAGUGGAGAAUCACUCUUUGCCAAGCGCUGGAUGAGGCCCACGCACAGUUGGCCAAACUGCAACCCCCGAAAGAAAGCUACUGCGACACGGACAAAGAAAUAUGGCAGCCUGAGGAUUGGGAGGAGGAAGGUGACUGGGAUGAAGAAGCCCAGCAGCCUGAGGAUUGCGAGGAGGAAGGUGACUGGGAUGGAGAAGCCCAGCAGCCUGAGGAUUGCGAGGAGGAAGGUAACUGGGAUGAAGAAGCCCAGCAGCCUGAGGAUUUCGAGGAGGAGGGUGACUGGGCUGAAGAACCACAGCAGCCAGAGGAGACCACCAAGCAGAACCAGGAGACAGACCUCCACACAUAUUACAAGGAGCUGCAGGAGCCUAAUAUAAUCAUCCAGCAGAAGUUUGCUUUGGAGCUGCAGGUUGAGAGGCGCAAAAAUGAGGCUCUCCUGGAUGAACUGCAGAAACUGAGAGCUUCAAACAAUGAAAUCAUUCAAAGUAAUGAAGCGGACAACCUCACAGCCAGGCAGCAGGCCACCCACCUGAAGGCUGAGAUUGAGAAAGUAUUCAAGUCUCAGAUGCGCACCUUCGAGGCUGAGCAGAACCUCCUCCAUCUGCAGGUAAUGGAGGAGAUGAGAUGUCUCCGCAAAAGUGCUGCUGAGGAGAAAGUGCUUCUGCAGAGACAAGUGGAGGAACUGACGUCCCAACUCUCAAUGAAGAAGGAGAAACCUGUGGAGACUGAGGCGUCUGAGGAGACGCCCAAAAAGAAGAAGUCUUCAAUCUGGAAGAGAAUCAGACAGACUCUGGGACUGAGGAGGAGGAAGAAGAAGCAAAAGGACGCUGCACCUCACAACUAA
Molecule: messenger RNA, 978 nt
Organism: Hippoglossus stenolepis (Pacific halibut)
Lineage: Eukaryota; Metazoa; Chordata; Actinopteri; Pleuronectiformes; Pleuronectidae
Product: involucrin-like
Exons: 2
Coding region: 1-978 (325 amino acids)
Source: RefSeq, a predicted model, not a curated record